Messenger RNA from Manis pentadactyla (Chinese pangolin), 1882 nucleotides. Its product is annotated as protein FAM47E-like. The transcript has a single exon. Lineage: Eukaryota; Metazoa; Chordata; Mammalia; Pholidota; Manidae. The record is from RefSeq and is a predicted model, not a curated record. The coding region runs from base 1 to 1245 and encodes 414 amino acids.
AUGGCAGACAAGAAUUGGCUGUUAGGGCGGGGCCCUCUGGAACCGAUGUCCCUGGGCAUGAACUCCAAGCCGUGUUACAAAGAUAAGUUGACUUCCAAGUGUCUCACAAAGCAAAAGAACAGGGUUCAGAAGUGCCCCACCUUUCUGGACAGCAGGCAGUGGAUUUUUGUGAGAGGGCUGGAUGACUUCAGGUGGGGCUGCCCACCUUGUGAUGAUUUGUUCACUCGCAGAACCAAGGAGGGCUUUCUCCCCUUGAUUGCUCACAGAGUGCCCCAACCUGCCCCCAAAAUGAGUCAGAAAAAGGUGCACAAGGGAGCUGACCUGUGUUCCAUGCUCUCGCCAGCCCAACUGGCACGGAAGGCAUUCAGAGAGGACGUUGAUUCCCACCUGACCAAGCAUCCCUUGGCUCUCUACCCUAGUCUGGAGAAAGAUCUACCUGCAGACCUAUUGCUAAAGGUGCUGGAAGUGCUCGAUCCUGACAGGAAGCUGGAGGACACAUGGGCUUAUUGUCAGGGCACCAGGAGAAGAAUGAAGUCUCCCACAAAGCUUUUUGAAAAUCAUCCUGCCAGAGUCCACCCGGAACCUUCCAAGAACACCCCCGUGUCACAUAAAGACAAGGUGCUUCAUGAAGAAAGGAAGGCAAACAGAAAGGAUUCAGUCAAAAGUCCUCCUCCUCAUACAAAAGUACCCAGAAGAAUUCAUGAAUUCUGCAAGUGGGCUGCUUCUUUUGCAGCUGUGAACACCGAUGAAAAGUUCGUUAUGAAACAGUUGGACAUGAGCUAUCAGCACAAACUGACCCAUGAGCAUGCCUCCAUAAAUAAACUAACCCGGGUUUCUUCAGACCUGAUACACAGCUUGGGGGUAAAUAAAAUGGAGAAGACAAAACUCUCCUUACAGGAAGAAAACUGGGAGAGGAAACUCAGGAAACCACAUGAUCCUUACAAACGCAACUGGGUGAAGAUAAGGUCUGGAGCAUGGUACCUGAAGCCCAAGCUGUGGAAAAAGCUAAAAUAUGAUGAACCUUUGAUGGACCCCAAGGUCUCACUUGAAGAUCAGUAUGAAAAAGACAUUCUUGAAGACCUUAAGGGAACAAUUGCCUUUAAAGGUUUCAUUCUAAGCAAGAGCUACAAGAUGCUGAACUUACUUGCGAGGUUUAUCAGGAAGGGAUGGAGAUACGAUUCUGUUAAGACUCCUGUACACCAACUAAUAAAAAUCACAGAAGAAGAGCCGUGGGAAGAUGAUUAAACAGCUUUUUAUUUAUUUGAUUAAUUUCUCGUUACUUGGUUAUUUCUCUCAUUUUAAACAUCAAACAGAAUUCUUGACGAACAUCCAUCCCAACGUGGACACAACUUUGAAGUGCAACAUCCAGAAAUUUAACACCUAAUGCUUAUGAACAUUUCUCAGUGACCUUCUGCUUGGGUUCAUCGAUAUUUUAUAUACUUUAUCAGCUAUGAAAUCAUUAUUCACAUAUAUUCUCACAUUUGUAUAAUGUAAAUAUUACAUUGUUACAUCAAUUAUUUAUAAAAAGGAAACCAUGAAUAAAAGAAUUACUCAAAAAAAGAAAUAUUUUACUUAUGUCAGCUACAACCUGGGAUGCAUCUCAAAAUAAUUCUGCUGAGUAAAAGACUUGUUGUAGCUCCACUUACAUUAAAAUGAUAAUGAACUAAUUAUAGCAGUUAUUUUGCUCAGCAAAACAUGAAAUCUGUAGCCAAAGUAAUCUUAGAUUCAUUUAAUAAUGAAAUACUUAUCUCCCCUAUGAGAAUCGCAUCAAGCCCUAAAACGAGAUUGAAAGUUUUUCAUCAAAAUUACAGGUGAGGCUUUCCUUGUUUUAUCAUACCUCCCAAUUGAAUACAUUAAAAAUUUUUCACCAUAUUCAUAAAAA